Jatropha curcas is the source of this 950-nucleotide messenger RNA. RefSeq lists its product as uncharacterized. NCBI's taxonomy places the organism in Eukaryota, Viridiplantae, Streptophyta, Magnoliopsida, Malpighiales, Euphorbiaceae. Gene Ontology annotation, molecular function: mRNA binding; translation initiation factor activity. The record is from RefSeq and is a predicted model, not a curated record.
AUCAGGCCCACAAUUUUUGUAUUUGAAACAGCGAAAAAGAGCCGUUGGACUUGAGAGAGAGAGAAAAAGAAAGUGAAAAUGGUGGAAAGCGAAAGCAGGCUGGAUCGUCAAGUACAUUCAUCAUGGGCAGAUGAGGUAGAGAAAGAAGAGGAAGAAGUAGCUCAAGCACAAGCUCAACUCCAGCAAAAGCAGAAACCAAACCCUUUUGGAUCUGCGAGACCUAGAGAAAUUGUUCUUCAGGAGAAAGGAAUUGAUUGGAGAAAACUCGAUCUCCAUCUUCAACAAAAAUCCCCCUUAAGGCAAGAGGCCCCCAAUGAGAAGUCACGCAAGGAAAACAUUCCAGAUGCAAAUUUGGAAUUCAAUCUAUUGGCUGCCCGAAACAAGAUGCCUCUGUUUGUGCCUCCGCUGAGAUUUCCGCCCAAAAACAUGAUUGCUUAUAAUCUGUAUGGCUUCGACAAUGGACAGCAAGAUUUUCAUCGCAGAAGUAACUUGAAACCUAAUGGAAUACAAAGAUCCCAGAGUCAUGAGCAGAGAUUGCAACAGUUAAAGAAGAAUGGUAGCAAAGUUGAGUCUGCCCAAUCAGUAGGGAAAGGGGGUAAUUUGCAAAAUCCAAGAAGAAAAUUCAACGGGAAUGGACAGCAUUUGCCAUCCAAUGCUAAAGACUGGAAGAAUAUCAAAGAUGGCUUUGCAUUGGGCGAAGGGGCUAAGGAGCGUCUCCCGUCGAACCAGUCAUGUUCUAGAUCCAGAAAAAAUUAGUGAGCACAUAAUCUGUGUGUAAACUAUGAGAAUAAAGGAAGAGCAGACGGGGCAGUAGAAUUAUCACCACGAUUUUGCUUUCAGUUUUUGACUUGUACCACUUGUUGCAACAGAGAGCUUUUUUAGUUAUGAUAGCAUUUCAGAUGAUCUAUCAAUUUUUUGGAAUAAAUAAAUGGACGAUGAUUUCAUUUCAA